GCGGCGCGGCGGGGCGAGGGGGCGCGGGCUCGAGGGGCUGGCACAAAUGGUCAGGCGGCGGCGGCGGCGGAGGAGGCGGCGGUAGUUGGAGGCGCGGCGGGCGCUGCCGCCGGUGCGGGCAGAGCUGCGCGCCGCGGCCGCCCCGUCCCUGCCCUGCGCGCUCCCUUCAUGAGUCUCAAGUUCGGGCCGGGAGGAGCAGCAGCGGCAGAAGAGCGGCGGCGGCAGCCCGGCCGGGCGGGCGGCGGCGGCGGCACCGACUGAGCAUGGCCGAGCGGCGGGGGCCGGCGGGCGGCGGCGGGGCAGCGGGCUGUCCCUGCCCGCGCUCCUGCCCGCGGCGGCGGCUGCUGCUGCCGCUGGUGCUGUGGGCGGCGGCGGCGGCGCUGCCCGCCGGGGGCCAGCCGCCGGCGCCGCAGUACAACGGCGAGCGGGGCAUCUCCAUCCCGGACCACGGCUACUGCCAGCCCAUCUCCAUCCCGCUGUGCACCGACAUCGCCUACAACCAGACCAUCAUGCCCAACCUGCUGGGCCACACGAACCAGGAGGACGCGGGGCUGGAGGUGCACCAGUUCUACCCGCUGGUCAAGGUGCAGUGCUCGGCCGAGCUCAAGUUCUUCCUCUGCUCCAUGUACGCGCCGGUGUGCACGGUGCUGGAGCAGGCCCUGCCGCCCUGCCGCUCGCUCUGCGAGCGGGCCCGCCAGGGCUGCGAGGCCCUCAUGAACAAGUUCGGCUUCCAGUGGCCCGACACGCUGCGCUGCGAGAAGUUCCCGGUGCACGGCGCCGGGGAGCUCUGCGUGGGCCAAAACGCCUCCGAGCGUGGCACCCCCACGCCCGCCCUGCGCCCCGAGAGCUGGACCAGCAACCCGCAGCGCGGUGGUGCCGGGGGCGCCGGGCCCGGCGAGCCCCGCGGCCGCUUCUCCUGUCCGCGGGCCCUCAAGGUGCCCUCCUACCUGAACUACCGCUUCCUGGGAGAGAAGGACUGUGGGGCGCCCUGUGAGCCCGGCCGUCUCUACGGCCUCAUGUACUUCGGGCCUGAGGAGCUGCGCUUCUCCCGCACCUGGAUUGGCAUCUGGUCAGUGCUCUGCUGCGCCUCCACGCUCUUCACCGUCCUCACCUACCUAGUGGACAUGAAGCGGUUCAGCUACCCUGAGCGGCCCAUCAUCUUCCUCUCGGGCUGCUACACCGCCGUGGCCGUGGCCUACAUUGCCGGCUUCCUCCUGGAGGAGAGGGUGGUCUGCAACGAGCGCUUCACGGAGGAUGGCUCACGGACGGUGGCACAGGGCACAAAGCGGGAGGGCUGCACCAUCCUCUUCAUGAUGCUCUACUUCUUCGGCAUGGCCAGCUCCAUCUGGUGGGUCAUCCUCUCCCUUACCUGGUUCUUGGCCGCUGGCAUGAAGUGGGGCCAUGAGGCCAUCGAGGCCAACUCCCAGUACUUCCACCUGGCCGCCUGGGCUGUGCCAGCCAUCAAGACCAUCACCAUCCUGGCUCUGGGACAGGUGGACGGGGAUGUGCUCAGUGGCGUCUGCUUUGUGGGCAUCAACAACGUGGAUGCGCUGCGGGGCUUCGUGCUUGCUCCCCUGUUUGUCUACCUAUUCAUCGGCACCUCCUUCCUGCUGGCCGGCUUUGUGUCCCUCUUCAGGAUCCGGACCAUCAUGAAGCAUGAUGGCACCAAGACAGAAAAGCUGGAGAAGCUCAUGGUGAGGAUAGGGAUCUUCAGCGUUCUCUACACGGUGCCGGCCACCAUCGUCAUUGCCUGCUAUUUUUACGAGCAAGCUUUUAGGGAACAGUGGGAAAGGAGCUGGGUCACACAGAGCUGUAAGAGCUAUGCUAUCCCCUGUCCUAAUAACCACAGCAGCCAUCACCCGCCCAUGAGCCCUGACUUCACCGUCUUCAUGAUCAAGUAUCUCAUGACCUUAAUUGUAGGCAUCACCUCGGGCUUCUGGAUCUGGUCUGGGAAAACACUGAACUCCUGGAGGAAGUUUUACACCAGGCUGACCAACAGUAAGCAGGGAGAGACCACGGUGUGAAACCCCAGCCGGGCAGGCCGGGGAGGGGACCGCCUGGGCGGCCGGCAGCUGAGGGACCCAGGCGCCACUCGCCCGUGCCCACCUCGCCCACCAGCCAGCCAUGCAGAGAUACAUGCGCUUACCCAGCCUCAGCAAACUUUCCAGACUGCUAAUCGUUUCUCCAGGCUACAGGGAACAGAGAGAAAAAAAAGAGUCAGGUUUUGUAAUGGCUUUGCUUGGAGUUUCAGUUGCAUGAACAGCAGGGCCUGGACUGAGGCUGCUGUGACUGCCUAGGGCGCCUCCUGACACAGGCUGGGUCCUGAUCCCAGCCUGCCCGAGGUAUGUGGAGGUGGAGGUGGGGUUGGGGAGGAGCGCAGCUUCCUGGCUCGGUCCCGGCCCGUGUGCGGGAGCACAGCCGCCCGGCCCCGGGCGCCCAGCCGCCUGACCGCGGGUGGGACAGCGCUUCCCCCCGCCCUGCCCGCGGCCGCCUUGCUGGAGGAACCGGCCCCGCUGCCCCCGCACCCUGAGCGGCACCGGCGCCGAGCGCACCCAGGAGGGACCCUGCUGAGCCGCCCGGCCCUUGGCGGGAGGCGAAAAGAUAACCAGUCCUGCCCGAAGGUGUGUCCGGCCUUUUUCUGGACGGAGAGCAUCGCUGCAAUGCCUUGUGCUAGGGGGAUUGGCUGCCAGCUGUCCGUUCUUGUUUUUUAAAUCUAUUUAAAUGCACCACUUAGUUUUGAAAGACUUGGAUUUUUCUUCUUCUUCUUUUUUUUUUUUUUUUUUUUUUUUUUUUUUUUUUUUUUGUGCUUUGGCCAGGAGUUGAGGUUUAACACCGUCUGCACCUGUGGCCUGUCUGAUGGUUUAAGAAGUAAAUGGGGACAUAGCCAAUACCAUAGGAAAUAUCAAUUCCCUUCUUUUAGCCCACAUAAUGAACUUUUCAGUUGUAAAACAAAGAUAUCUGGUCUGGGUUUUUCCCUCAGAAAUGAGAUUAUUGGUCUUCGCUGUCACAAGGUGCAUAGGUUUUGGAGGAAAAAAAAAGGCAUAACUACAAACCUGAAUUCUGAGUGUGUAGUCACUUUUAGCUGUCUCCUUUCUUCACGGACAGCUUGCGUGUGUUUAUUCUUCUCUUAAUGAAAACUCUGACAGAGAACUACCUGGAAUGCUUUGUUGAGGUGCUGAUACUUAUUUAGAUUAACCGAGGGCUCAGUAUAAACAGGACCAGAAUAAAAUGCAGCAUUCAGAUUUUUUUUAAUUAAAUCCAUAAACUGGCUCUUCAUUUUGGAAACAUUUGAAUCAUUGCCCUGAAUUUUAGUUCAUUAACAUUUAAUUUGUUACACAUUAUGAGGGUGUGAUGAUUUCUGCCAGCAGUAAAAACAAAGGAAUAAAUAAUUUUAAAAAAAAAGUGUGUUUAAGCACUGUGGUGGGUUGUGAGACCUUAAGGAGCCUCUGCUAUCUUUUAAUUUUUUUUUAGUACAAUAAUAAAGAUUGCAUACUACAAAGAUAAGAUAUCAUGUGUGCAGUAUAUCUACUACCUUGUAUGCUCCUGGGUGUGUGGGAUUGUGCUUCUUGCUCCAAAAGGUUAAAAAUGAAAUGUAACUUUCAACAGAUGCAUUUGAAUAUUUAGUCCUCUGUAUGAAAAACAGCAGAAUGCUUCUCUCCUGAUUGUAUGUUUUAAACAUUUUUUUUAUAUAACAAAUGCCUGUAUUUAGGUUCAUAAACAUUAUCUAUGGCUACCAUACCCUGAAAUGCAAAAUUAUUUGAAUUUGGUAUGCAUUUAUUUCUGUUCAUUAUCACAAGAUCAUCUAUA
Rhea pennata is the source of this 3807-nucleotide messenger RNA. RefSeq names its product frizzled class receptor 1 (gene FZD1). The coding region runs from base 264 to 2024 and encodes 586 amino acids. The transcript is spliced from 2 exons. NCBI's taxonomy places the organism in Eukaryota, Metazoa, Chordata, Aves, Rheiformes, Rheidae. Gene Ontology annotation, molecular function: Wnt receptor activity; Wnt-protein binding. Gene Ontology annotation, cellular component: plasma membrane. The record is from RefSeq and is a predicted model, not a curated record. Gene Ontology annotation, biological process: non-canonical Wnt signaling pathway; canonical Wnt signaling pathway.